Molecule: messenger RNA, 3447 nt
Organism: Mangifera indica (mango)
Lineage: Eukaryota; Viridiplantae; Streptophyta; Magnoliopsida; Sapindales; Anacardiaceae
Product: homeobox-leucine zipper protein ANTHOCYANINLESS 2-like
Exons: 9
Coding region: 819-3068 (749 amino acids)
Molecular function (GO): lipid binding; DNA binding
Source: RefSeq, a predicted model, not a curated record
UCUCCGUACUGGUUUUGGUUUCCUUUGAUUGUUACUAUCCAACUUUCUUUCUUCUCUCCAUUCUCCUCUAAAGGGAAAGUGAAAGUGAGAGUAGGAGAGAGAAAGAGAGGGGAGAGGUCAACUGGGUCUGUUUUUGCUGAUUUGGCUGGUGUUUUUCUCUUUUAAAAGUCUUAAAGUGCACAGUGUGAAUGGGAGAAAGAGAGAGAGUGACGGAGAAGUUUCAACUUUUCGUUUGUUUGUUUGGUUUGCUUUUUCCAUGCGUCUUUUUUAAGCCCUUUUCGUCUGCUCCUUUUUGGGUUUUAUUUUUUAAUCAAAACUGAUUCGGUUGAUGGAAGAUUAGGGUUUUUUCUUAUUCAGUGUUUAAAAGUUUUUUUUAUCUCUUACUGGGUUGAGAAAGAGAUGUAUGAGCUGUGAAUUGAAAAAAGGCUAUUUCUUGACAAGUCUCCUCAUACUUUUCUCUGUGUCUGAAACUGAUUUUCAAGAGUCGGAUAGAGUUUUCUAGAGUGAGACUGUGUUCAGUUGUGCAUGGGCGUUGACAAUGAGACAGUUUUUUCACUUUUCGCUGUUAAAAAAAAAACAAAAUCCAUAUGGAGUUUUAUUCUUUGCGCAAUCUCGGAAGAACUUAAGGUCAAAACUUGCUACACCAAAAAGAGCAACAAAAUCUAAUCGUUUUUUCGUUAUAAUGUGAAAGUGAUAGGGGCUAACUUCAAAGAACCUAGAGCAAGCAACCUUUCAGGGGGAGAUAAAAAAGUUGUAAUCCAUCUUUUCCAUUUUCAUGAGUUUUGGGGAUUUAAUCAACAGUCCUAGAGGUAGUUUUGAUGAUAUGGUUGCAAAGACCGUGGCUGCCAUUGCUCAGUUUCUCCAUUAAAAAUAAGAUGGAUGGUGUUGGUGAUUCGGAUCUGAUAGGCGAGCAUUUUGACCCUAGUAUACUGGGAAGGAUUAGGGAUGAUGAAUAUGAGAGCAGGUCUGGAAGUGAUAAUAUUGAAGGUGGUGGUGCCUCUGGUGAGGAUCAAGAAGACAAUGGAGAAGGGCCGCCAAGGAAGAAAAAGUAUCACAGGCACACACCGAAUCAAAUACAAGAGCUUGAAGCUUUCUUUAAGGAGUGUCCUCACCCCGAUGAGAAACAACGGUUGGAUCUCGGUAGGAGGCUUAACUUAGAGGCCAAGCAAAUCAAGUUUUGGUUUCAGAAUAGGAGAACCCAGAUGAAGACCCAAAUGGAAAGGCAUGAGAAUGUCAUUCUUCGGCAAGAACAUGAUAAGCUUAGAGCUGAAAAUGAAAUGUUGAAGGAAGCCAUGAAAAGUCCAGUAUGCAACAAUUGUGGUGGUGUGGCUGUGCCAGCUAAUGCGUCCAAUAUUGAGAUUCAGCAACUUAGGAUUGAGAAUGCUCGAUUACGGGACGAAUUGGGUCGGAUUUGCAUCUUGGCUAACAAAUUCCUGGGCAGGCCUCUUACAUCCUCAGCCAAUACUGCCCCUCAAUUCUUCAACUCUGGUUUGGAUCUUAACAUGGGAAGAAAUGUUUUAGGUGGGAUGCCAAAUAUUCCAGGUUCCCCGAUGUUUACAGGACAUGAGUUUGUUGAAGGGCCUUUUAUGAAACAACCCAUGGCAGGUGCGAUGGGAAAUGAUAUGCCUUAUGAUAGAAAUGCGCUUGUUGAUCUUGCAUUGGCUGCUAUGGAUGAAUUGAUUAAGAUGGCUCAGGCAGAUAGUCCUAUUUGGGUCAAAAGUGGGGACGGAGGAAGGGAUGUCCUGAACCAGGAGGAGUAUAUGAGAACAUUUUCAUCUAGUUUGGGCCCCAAACCAAAUGGCUUUGUGACCGACGCAUCAAGGGAAACUGGUAUGGUAAUUGUCAAUAGCGUGGCUCUUGUAGAGACUUUAAUGGAUGGGAAUCGAUGGAUAGAAAUGUUCCCAUGCAUGAUUUCUGGUGCCGCCACUAUUGAUAUGAUCUCCAGCGGUGUGGCUGGAACCAAAAAUGGUGCUCUGCAAGUGAUGCUUGCUGAGUUCCAAGUACUCUCACCUCUUGUUCCUGUUCGCCAAAUAAAGUUUGUGCGGUUCUGCAAGCAGCAUGCUGAGGGUAUGUGGGCUGUGGUCGAUGUGUCUAUCAACACAAACCGCGAUGGUCCAAUUGGGGACCCAUAUUCGACCUGCCGAAGGCUUCCUUCUGGCUGUGUUGUGCAGGAUAUGCCAAAUAAUUAUUCCAAGGUUACUUGGAUCGAGCAUAUUGAAUAUGAUGAGAGUAACAUUCACACUCUAUGCCGGCCAUUGCUUUCUUCUGGCAUGGGCUUUGGUGCACAAAGGUGGCUUGCGACCCUACAAAGGCAAUGUGAGGGCGUUGCAAUUCUCACAUCGCAUACCUUACCUGGCCAAGAUCAUUCAGUGAUAAGUUCAACUGGAAGGAAGAGCAUACUGAAGCUGGCGCAUCGCAUGACAUAUAACUUUUGUUCUGGAAUUUGUGCUUCAAGUGUACGCCGCUGGGACAGGCUUCGUGUUGGAAAUGUCGGUGAGGACGUGAGGGUAUUGACCCGGAAAAAUAUCAAUGAUCCUGGUGAGCCACCUGGUGUUGUGUUGUGUGCUGCCACUUCUAUUUGGAUUCCGGUUACCAGGCAGAGAUUGUUCGAUUUUAUGCGCGAUGAGCGAAUCAGGAGUGAGUGGGACAUUUUAUCCACUGGAGGGCCAAUGCAAGAGAUGGUCCAUAUUGCCAGGGGUCUGGGACCUGGCAACUGCAUUUCUCUCCUUCGUUCUAGCUCUGUGACUGCUAAUGACAGCAUGCUGAUACUGCAAGAGACAUGGAACGAUGCCUCAGGCUCACUUAUAGUGUAUGCACCAGUUGACGUGCAAUCAAUGGGCACGGUGAUGAACGGUGGGGAUUCUGCAGGCGUCGCCCUGCUGCCAUCGGGAUUUGCCAUUCUUCCGGACGGUCGAUCUGGAACUGGCGGAUCUCUACUUACAGUCGGUUUUCAGAUUCUGGUGAACAGCCUUCCAACUGCCAAACUCACAGUAGAGUCAGUCGAGACAGUUAACAAUCUAAUCUCCUGCACAAUUCAAAAGAUCAGAGCUGCCCUACAAGAAAUAUAAACAUCUGGGUGGAAACAGGUAACUCUUUUUUUUGUUUAACAAAAUUAUAUCUGUUGAAAGUAUAGGAAGAUAUAGAAUGAAUGAAAACUGAAAGAGCUUGAGUUUGCACAAGAGAGGGUUUUAGAGUCAAGAACGAACCGCAUGUGGUGGUGGGAAAGUUUUUCCCAGACUCUGCAUGGUGAGUGGUUCGGGUAUUGACUCGGUGGACUAGCGAGUUGCUCAGCUCGCAAUGGUGUUAGUUGAUAAGUGUUACAGUGGGAAGAAGACAUUUAACCUUUUGGAACUUUUUUUGGUGUUUUGUUGCGUCUGAACUUUUAUCAUAAUGUUAUCUUGAACUUUCAAUAAUAAAAUGCAUGCCCUCUCUUGUGGGUUUUUUUCA